CCAGUGCUAGUAAUCACCAUUUGAGAGGGUUGUUUCUUCUCGAAAAGGUUGCAUUAUGUAACUUGUUACUCUUCUUGCAGACACUACAAGUAUGAUUUAAGCGUGUUUUGUCGUUUCUCCGAUUGGGAAUACAAGGGGUUGGGGAUUUAUAUAACUAUUACUGAUAUUCUGUAAGACCUAUUAUCGGCGGACGACGACAGGCGUUUGUGAUUUGGACGAUUUUGGUGUGCUUUAUUUAGUGAACAUGUACGAUGAUGAAAACAACAUGACCGAUAAAGUUAAUACUAAAACGCCUUUAAUCGGUGGUUCGCUCAGCAAUAGAGGAGGAUUCGGCCAAGGUAAACGGGAUUAUGCAAGUAUUUCGAUCCGCGGAUCGAAUGAUCAGACCGGAGCCUCGUCAAGUUACAUCGCCGAGAGCCCGAUAACGUACGGACAUGGAAGAGACAACGGGAGGAAAACUUCGGUCUUGUUACCAACAGAGCAGUUGUCUUUGACUUGGUGUGACAUUGAAGUGACUGCGCCUCCUCCAAAAAGAAAAUGGUUCAAGAAACAAGACCCGAAAACUUUGUUACCAAAGAGAAUUCUACGCAGAGUAAGUGGCUAUGUAGAACCAGGAACAUUAUUGGCCGUCAUGGGGGCAAGUGGUGCUGGAAAAUCAACUUUGAUGAAUGUUUUGACGUAUCGCAACCGUGGAAAUCUUACAGUCGAGGGUCAUGUGAUGAUUAAUGGUCAACCAGUGGGAAGGUCGAUUGCUAGCUCAUCUGCUUAUGUUCAACAAGAGGAUCUGUUUUUUGGCAACCUUCGGGUUAGAGAGCAUCUUAUCUUCCAGGCUUUACUUCGUAUGGAUUCCCACAUUCCCAAGAAAGGUAGAAUGGAAAGGGUUGAGGAAGUGAUUAGAGAGCUUGGUUUGAGUAAAUGUGCCAAUACUAUCAUCGGUAAUCCUGCCAGGGGGAUUAAAGGUAUAUCUGGAGGUGAGAUGAAAAGGUUAUCAUUUGCAUCCGAGGUUUUGACGAACCCUCCAUUGAUGUUUUGUGAUGAACCUACAUCAGGAUUAGAUUCCUUUAUGGCGCAGAGUGUGGUGGCAACUUUACAGCAUUUAGCAGCUCAGGGUAGAACUAUACUGUGUACGAUACACCAGCCAUCAUCUGAAGUCUAUGCAAUGUUUGACAGGGUGCUAUUGAUGGCUGAAGGGAGAAAUGCUUUCCUCGGGUCAACCAGUGAUGCGCUGAGGCAUUUUUCAAAUAUUGGUCACACUUGCCCCACAAACUACAAUCCUGCUGAUUUUUACAUCCAAAAACUCGCCAUUGAACCUGGCAAGGAACAACAAUGUAGAGAAAAAGUUGAGAAACUUUGUGAUGCUUAUGAUCAAUCCAUUUUUGCCAAAGAAGUUUAUGAUAAAAUGAAGCCAUCAGAAUCUAAGGGUUUGUUGGAAGACCAUAAUAUCAAAAGUAGAUCACCGUACAAGGCCUCCUGGUUUGCUCAAUUUCGAGCUGUUAUGUGGCGUACUUACCUUGAUAACUCCAGAGAACCAAUGAUUAUUAGAGUCCGGACGGUACAAACUGUGAUAAUAGCCCUGAUAAUAGGACUGGUAUUCCUACAGCAACCAUAUGAUCAAGACAGUAUUCAGAACAUUAAUGGUUGUUUGUUUUUAUUCAUCACAAAUAUGACAUUUGCCAAUUUGUUUGCAGUUAUUCAAGUUUUUCCUCUGGAGUUGCCGGUAUUUUUACGAGAACAUUUUAAUGGCAUGUAUCGUACUGAUGUGUAUUUUAUUUGUAAGAACUUAGUGGAGUUACCUUACCAGUUUAUUAUACUUCCCAUAGUGUUCACAGCUAUAACAUACUGGAUGGUUGGACUUUAUCCAUAUUUUGUGAAUUUCUGUAUAUGUGCUGGGAUACUGGUGUUGGUAUGUAAUGUUUCCGUAUCAUUUGGAUACAUGAUCAGCACAUUCAGUCCUAGUGUAUCAGUUGCAUUAGCGAUUGCACCACCGCUAAUAGUACCGUUGUUAUUGUUCGGUGGUCUUUUUCUUAAUACAAGUGAUAUUCCAGUUUAUUUUAUUUGGUUGCAGUAUAUAUCUUGGUUUAAGUAUGGUUAUGAGUGCCUGACUGUGAAUCAAUGGCAGAAUAUUGACGAUAUUGAAUGUCCAGCCAAUUACUCAGUGCCGUGCAUUACCGAUGGUCAAACAGUAUUAGCCAGUCUCUCAUUUUCAGCAGAUAAUUUUAUGAUGGAUAUUUAUUUAAUACUGGUGUUACUGGUGGUGUAUCGACUUAUAGCGUACAUUGGUUUGGUGUGGAGAUCACAAAAUAAAUAAAUGGUCAUCAUCUAGAGCAUGAAAGAAUGGUUAAGUUAAGCACCAAGCAUUUAACAACAAUGAAAAAAGCAAUUCUCUGGAGGAUGCUGAUUUGUCAAAUGCUAAAUUUACAAGAUUACAAUCAUGUUUACAUACUGCCCUCUACAGUUGAUUUAUUCAGAUUCGUCAUAAUUCUUAAUAUGCUUUAUUUUCACUUGGAAUUUGUGUUCUCUGGUAAAAUGAACCUAUAUGUUGCAUUCAAAUCAUCAGAAAUCAGUGAAAAUAAAGUUCAAAACAGCCAAAAUGUCUCUUCUAUGAAAAUGAAUUUCAGCUAAAAUAUUUUAAAGUAAUGAGAGUACUGUAUUUGAUGUGAUAUUUUAUAUCUGAGAAAACUUCUUCUCCUGUAAGCUGGUUUAUUGCUGAGUAAUUUUAUCUCUCCAGCAUUACUUCUAACAAGGGAUAUAAUGGUUACCAGCAUUCGUACAUAUAGCAUGUAGAGUAAUAACUAAAAAAAUUCAACACUGAUCAGUUUGAAACUUUGUGUGUACAUGAUAAUCAAUACUUCCGAUGGAAACAAAAUGUGAAUUCCACGCAUAUUUGCAUAUUUUGCAUAUAUGGUUAAAACAAAGUUUAAACACGUAUAAAUUCAACAUACAUCAAUGCGUUAUGCGCGAUGGUCAUAGUUUUUCUGGUAAAGACAAGUCGUGUAAUUUGCAUGCUGAUUUUCAUACAUCAAUAAUUACAAAGUCA
Molecule: messenger RNA, 3037 nt
Organism: Saccoglossus kowalevskii
Lineage: Eukaryota; Metazoa; Hemichordata; Enteropneusta; Harrimaniidae
Product: protein white-like
Biological process (GO): transmembrane transport
Cellular component (GO): plasma membrane
Molecular function (GO): ATP binding; ABC-type transporter activity; ATP hydrolysis activity
Source: RefSeq, a predicted model, not a curated record